Striga asiatica is the source of this 1281-nucleotide messenger RNA. The record is from the annotation of a GenBank genome assembly. NCBI's taxonomy places the organism in Eukaryota, Viridiplantae, Streptophyta, Magnoliopsida, Lamiales, Orobanchaceae.
AUGACCGCAAAGCUCCGAUUGUGGAUUCAUGGUUCGGCACCCGGUUUCUUGGCACAAAAGUUCAACGAGUUUAACCUUCUCGAAGGACGUGUAUACGAGAUUACAAGUUGGGACCUUAAGGAGAACAAAAUUAAUGCAUUCAAAUUAACCGAAUCAAGUCAUAAGUUUGAGUUUGGUGAGAAGACAAACAUGUACGAGAUUAUUGAGGACAACUACUCGAGCAAUGUGACUUGGGUUAAGGAGUUGGUUCAAGAGGAUGGGAAGUCUUGGAAUAGGAGUUUGCUGACUGAAUGCUUUCGCCAAUCAGAUGUUGAGGCUAUAUUGAACAUAAAAUCCUUAGACCCUCUACUGUCUGAUAGAUGGAAGUGGGUUUUGGAUGCUAAAGCUGAGGGUAGUGAUUCAGCUCAGAGGGAUAGGCAAAUCAGAGGGAGAAGUUGGAUGGAUCCUAGUUGUUGUAGCUGUGGUAAGGAAUGGGAAUCAGUGGAGCAUGUUCUGCUACAUUGUGUUAGGGCCAAGAGAAUAUGGAAGUUAGCUCCAGUUCUGAGGCUACUCACACAGGCACAUUCAAACAAUGGUGGUGGAAUGAUUAAGCUGACUACUUACAUAUUAUGGUGGCUUUGGAAAGCCCAGAAUCUAUGGAAAUUUGAAGCCGUUUGGAUGCCAGAUGAUGCACUACUCCGGGCUGGUGACAAAGUAGCAGUGAAGAAGAGAAAGAUCACUAGGUCCAUUUUGCGUAUGCUCGGUCAGUUCAUAAAAGUCGUCGUCCAUAUCGUUUUUCACCAUGUUCCUCCAGUUGUUGAUAUCGGCUAUGACCCACGAUCCGCCUCAUUGCAUUGGAGAUUUCCAUUUUUGUGUGCAUACCAGGGCCGGAUGGACGUGUAUCAUAGGGGGGGCCACGACUCAUUUUUCAAGAGAAAACAUGAGGAGAUUGAGGAAGAUAAUGGAGGACUACCAACCGAUGAGAAAGUUGUUAAGCAUAUUGAAAAAUCACCCAGAAAUGAACAAGUGGUGUUUGAUAUCAACAAUCUUGAACGUGACCCAGGGUUACGUAUGCCAAUAUCAAGUUACCCCGUUGAUAAAAUUGAUGAAGUUCGACGAGCUUAUAUUAGCUACGGCCCUUAUCAAUACAAAGGAGAAUAUCCUUCGAGCGGCGGGUCUGGGAAGUAUUCUCGUCGUUUUCAAGCGUCGUGGUUCAAGAUAUUUCCGUCUUGGUUAGAAUAUUCCCCAACGAGUGAUGCUGCUUGCCCCGACCCGAACUCGGACCCGCACACCCGCUCAUGA